Molecule: messenger RNA, 663 nt
Organism: Procambarus clarkii (red swamp crayfish)
Lineage: Eukaryota; Metazoa; Arthropoda; Malacostraca; Decapoda; Cambaridae
Source: RefSeq, a predicted model, not a curated record
AUGGCGAGUGAAUUACAGUGUCACUCUCACACACACUCCACACCUCACAAACACAGCACAUCCCAUGCCCUGGCCUCACAAACACAGCACAUCCCUCCACAUCACAUGGCCCUGGUCUCACAAACACAGCACACCCCUCCACAUCACAUGCCCCUGGCCUCACAAACACAGCACACCCCUCCACAUCACAUGGCCCUGGUCUCACAAACACAGCACACCCCUCCACAUCACAUGCCCCUGGCCUCACAAACACAGCACAUCCCUCCACAUCACAUGACCCUGGCCUCACAAACAGCACAUCCCUCCACAUCACAUGCCCCUGGCCUCACAAACACAGCACAUCCCUCCACAUCACAUGCCCCUGGCCUCACAAACACAGCACAUCCCUCCACAUCACAUGCCCCUGGCCUCACAAACACAGCACAUCCCUCCACAUCACAUGCCCCUGGCCUCACAAACACAGCACAUCCCUCCACAUCACAUGCCCCUGGCCUCACAAACACAGCACAUCCCUCCACAUCACAUGCCCCUGGCCUCACAAACACAGCACACCCCUCCACAUCACAUGCCCCUGGCCUCACAAACACAGCACAUCCCUCCACAUCACAUGCCCCUGGCCUCACAAACACCCUACCCCCUUUACGAACACAAUCCCCGGCGUAG